AUGAUUGCUGCAAACUCGACAUUGCUUGAAAAGUCGGCCGACUUGGUUGGAACGGUCCUGGAGAACAGCUCGAUGGACCCAACAAGCACACUAAUGAGCGUGUUGGCCACCCAAUCAGCACCACUUCAAUGCUUCUCGUGCCAUCCAAAGCUCUAUUUUAUUGUUUUCGGACUCGUCUUCAUGAUCAUCAUCUGUUCCGGCGUCAUUGGAAAUGUCUUCAUCAUCUUUGUGAUUCUAAUGGACCGCAAAUUGAUGAGCUCUUCGGUUAACCAGUUCCUUCUGAACCUGGCCAUUGCGGACCUCGGCAAUCUGCUAUUCUGUUCACCGGAUGCCAUACUCGUGCUCAUCGACCGUGGCUGGCUUCUUCCCAACUUUGCCUGUCACUUACUCCGAUUCCUUCAAGAAUACUUUCUCUACGCCAGUGUUCUCCUUCAGGUACAAGCCCGCUUUAAAAAAUUUUCCGAUAUUUCACGUAGUGCUUGAGCCAAGAACCCUCGAAAAUAAUCAUGUUAGCCAGAAAUUUUCCCACGAUUCAUGAGAAUCCGUGUCUUGUGCGUUCACUCGAAGCCCCGACGAAAAAAGAUGAGGAAGAAGAGUGGGAGGGAGGAAAGCGGGAGAAUGUUUGGUUUCUGUCGCAACCAAUUCGCGGGUCGCCGCCAUCUCUAGGACAGUUGCGGCCAUGCGUGUCGUACUCAUCAUCCGUCUCUAUUUCGUUUCCGAUGUCGAUCUUCGGCGAAAACGAGCAAUGAGGAGAUAAUGUGUGCGGCAAGAUGGGCUUUCGCCAUUCCUUCAGUAGCCGCCAGUGAGAAGGGAAAAGAAAUUUGGCCAAUAUGUUGUCCCAUCUUGUCGUGCAAUAGUUUACAUGAGCCUAUCCGACCGAUCUCUAAGGUUCCUCAUCAUUUUCCGGUUUGACUGAGGGUGCAAAGUAAUUUUCACUUCCAAUUAUGGGUAGACAGGCACAAUGGAAAACUAAGGUCAAAAAUUCCAUAUGAAACACAAAAUCAGGACCUUGAAUUUUCAGAUGGCAAUUGGCGUGGAACGAUUCCUGGCAAUUUGCUCUCCGAUGAGAAUGCAAAGAUUCUCUACAAAGACUACGGUACAUCCGAACCCCGUGACUCUUCAAAGACGCCACGUUUCAGUUUCAGAUUUCGGUACUUGCCAGUGUUUGGUGUGUGGCCGCCUGUUUUGCCUCUCCCUACUUUUUAUACCAGGGCAUCGUGUUCCACAAGUUUUAUUUCUGCUUCUGGAAAGGGAUUUCUCAUAAGACUCGGUAAGCUGGAGUUUGAGCUGUGGCAAGAUUAGAAGAAGAAUGACGAAACAAAAAACAAAGCAUCCAAUCGCUCACGCACUUUUUUCGCUUUCAGGACCUACUUCAAGUACUGCGAACUGAUCGUCCUUUACGCCAUUCCGCUUGUUUUCCUCACCACUCUUUAUUCCGUCAUGUGUCACGUUCUCUGGGGAAAGGAAGGCGGUAAUCACAACAUCGCGAACCAUAGUCAGCAAGUAAGUCGGCGCCGUGAAACUAGGUACCUAACCUUCCUGCCGUUCAGGAAGCAAUCCUCAAAUUGCGCCGAUCGGUUGUCAAGAUGCUCAUUAUUUCCAUGCUCUUGUACUUUCUCUGUUACACCCCGAUUCAAGGUAUGUCAACUUUAGGGGACUUUCGAAAAACAAAAGUGAAAUUUUUCAGUUCUGUUCAUGCUGGAGAAACUGUUGGAUCAGAGUGUUCAGCUUCCCCAAUGGCUCCGUCUUCUUCUGAAUGUGUUGUCAGUCAUGAGGUUAGUCAUCAAAUUCCCACACCAUUUCCCUAUACCUGGAACCAAAUGUGCGUGACUGCCAUCCACAUUUUCUAAUUUCCCUCCAACUCUUGCCCUGCGGUCAAAAAGCAUGUGCCAAAAGUAGAUUGGCGAGGCGAAAAGUUUAGUUCCAACAAAAAAGGGCAAAGCAAACACAACUAGCCAUGACCACCAGUUAUUUGUUGCAGUUCGUCGACGAAUCCAAUCGUCUACAUCAUCUGCUGCCGUCACUUCCGCCUUCGCCUCCGAGAUGCCGCCGCCGCACUUUCUGCCUUUUGUUGCUGGCUGUUCCCGUCGUUCCACAAGUCAGAGUAUGAAUGCGUUGAUGAGACAAUGACCACGAAACUUUCCCGCUCGCCUUAUGUGUCCUUCCGCAGCUCCCGGCGGCAAAACUCACGCGCCAACCUUUCCACUCUCCUCUGA
Molecule: messenger RNA, 2216 nt
Organism: Caenorhabditis sp. 36 PRJEB53466
Lineage: Eukaryota; Metazoa; Nematoda; Chromadorea; Rhabditida; Rhabditidae
Source: the annotation of a GenBank genome assembly